Molecule: messenger RNA, 1049 nt
Organism: Falco peregrinus (peregrine falcon)
Lineage: Eukaryota; Metazoa; Chordata; Aves; Falconiformes; Falconidae
Product: GDP-Man:Man(3)GlcNAc(2)-PP-Dol alpha-1,2-mannosyltransferase-like
Exons: 3
Coding region: 1-999 (332 amino acids)
Biological process (GO): protein N-linked glycosylation
Cellular component (GO): endoplasmic reticulum membrane
Molecular function (GO): GDP-Man:Man(3)GlcNAc(2)-PP-Dol alpha-1,2-mannosyltransferase activity
Source: RefSeq, a predicted model, not a curated record
AUGAGAGGGAGGCAAUACCAGCUUGGCCCCGCCCCCGCGCAGCCGGGUACCGCCCUUUCCGGCGGAAAGGUGUGGCGUUAUCCAAGGUGGUGGCAGGACAGUUGUGUCUGUGUGGGCUGGUACAGAAAUGUAACGUGUGUUAUUUACACUGGAAUCAGGAAUCAGGAUACCAGAUUUAACAAUGCAGCCUUCACUACAAACAGUCCUCUUUUCAGCAAAUUUAAACUUGUCUAUUACUACUUCUUUGCUUUCAUGUAUGGAUUGGUUGGUUCCUGCAGUGAUGUGAUUAUGGUUAAUUCUUGGGCGCUAAAUCACAUCCUUUCCCUCUGGAUAGCUGGGGCUUGCACUUGUGUUGUACAUCCACCGUGUGAUGUUCAGACCUUCCUGGAUAUUCCACUGGAAGAGAAGAGCACCAGUGAAUAUUCCAUUGUUUCUGUCAGCCAGUUCAGGCCUGAAAAAGAUCAUCCAUUGCAAAUCAGAGCCUUUGCUAAAUUGCUGGAAGAGAAGAGACUGGGGCAGCAGCCAUCAUUGAAACUUGUCUUAAUUGGAGGCUGUCGUAACCAACAAGAUGAAGAGCGUGUAAAUAACCUUAAGCACCUUUGUGAUGAGCUGGGAGUUAGUAACGAUGUGAUAUUCAGAAUAAACAUUUCCUUUGAGGAGCUAAAGAGACACCUGGCUGAGGCCACCAUCGGCCUGCAUACGAUGUGGAAUGAGCUCUUCGGGAUCGGAGUAGUUGAAUGUAUGGCAGCUGGCACUGUUAUCCUGGCUCACAAUUCUGGAGGUCCCAAAUUAGAUAUUGUGAUACCCUAUGAAGGACAUACUACUGGCUUCCUAGCAGAAAACGAGGACAAUUAUGCCGAGAUGAUGGCUUAUAUCCUUUCUUUGUCUCCUGAAAAAAGGUUAGAGAUCAGACAAAAUGCUCGUCGCUCUGUGCAUAGGUUUUCUGACCAGCAUUUUGAAGAGACGUUCCUGUUAUCUGUGGAGCCAUUAUUUAAAUAAAUGUAUAUAAAUAAAAAGGUGUAUGAAUAAAAUUAACUUUUUAUAUUUGA